AUGCGAAUUACCUUCUCUCGAGAUGGAAACCUCGCGAUUGCGAUCUCCCUUAGGUUUAACCCUGCCCAAUUCCUCGACAAAACCUAUACACAGUAUAAAAACAGGAUGAAGAUCUUGAGGAGUAAGUACCAAAGUUUGGCAGAUCUUCUUCGUUUUAGUUCUGGUUUUGGGUGGGACCCUGAAACGAAAAGAUUUACCGCAAGCGAUGAAGUAUGGAAUACCUAUUUGCAGGCUCAUCAGGGUAAUGCACAUCUGCGUAAUGAAUCGUUUGAAGACUUUGAGGAGCUAAGAAUUAUCUUUAGUCAAACUACAGCAACUGGGAAGAAUGCUGUGGGAUUAGGUGAUGCUGCAGUAUUAGGUGAUGCCGUCAUAGAAGAUGGUGAAGACACCAAGGUGAUAUAUUCCGUCCAAGUGUUGUAUGAUGCAGCAGGUGUAAUACACGAGCAAGCAUCUAUACAUGAGGUUUUAUCUGCAAGAGAAAAGCUUCCUCCGAGAAAAAAAUCUAGAACAGAUGCAUACAACUCGAACAAGGUUGGUGAUGAAGUGACAGAAAUCAGUAGCCAAAUAUUUGGCAUGAUUCAGAAAAGAUGGGAAAAAGAAGCUGAAGAGAAAGAAGCUGAAGACAAAGCUAACAAUGUUUGGGAUGCUAUCAAAGAAGUACCUGAUUUGGAUGAUGAUUUGCGUUAUGACUUAUGA
Messenger RNA from Microthlaspi erraticum, 696 nucleotides. NCBI's taxonomy places the organism in Eukaryota, Viridiplantae, Streptophyta, Magnoliopsida, Brassicales, Brassicaceae. The record is from the annotation of a GenBank genome assembly.